This is a messenger RNA of Acaromyces ingoldii, 1384 nucleotides long. Its product is annotated as O-sialoglyco protein endopeptidase. Gene Ontology annotation, cellular component: cytoplasm; EKC/KEOPS complex. The coding region runs from base 64 to 1302 and encodes 412 amino acids. Gene Ontology annotation, biological process: tRNA threonylcarbamoyladenosine modification. The record is from RefSeq and is a predicted model, not a curated record. NCBI's taxonomy places the organism in Eukaryota, Fungi, Basidiomycota, Exobasidiomycetes, Exobasidiales, Cryptobasidiaceae. The transcript has 3 exons.
CUUUUCUUGGUAUUGCUCGCACAGAAAACCAAGAACGCUCGGGCCCCUUUCGAGACAACAGACAUGCCAGAGCCACUACCUCACGCUACGAGGCCGCUCCUGGCCUUGGGCCUAGAAGGGAGCGCAAACAAGCUAGGCGUCGGUGUGGUGCGUCACAACGUCGAUGAAUCCGUCGAUGUGCUCUCCAACGUGCGGCACACCUACGUCACCCCUCCCGGCACCGGCUUCCUGCCUUCGGACACGGCUCGCCAUCAUCGGCGCUGGCUCGUCGCUGUCUCGCGAGAGGCCGUGAAAAAGGCUGGCAUCGCCUCGAUUUCGCAGUGCGACUGUGUCUGCUACACAAAGGGCCCAGGGAUGGGCGCACCUUUGCAGUCCGUCUCUAUCGUCGCACGGACACUCGCACUGAUGUACAACCUUCCCCUUGUCGGCGUCAAUCACUGCAUUGGGCACAUUGAAAUGGGUCGAACGAUCACGGGGGCGCGCAACCCAAUCGUCCUCUACGUCUCGGGCGGCAACACCCAAGUCAUUGCGUACAGCAACCAACGCUACCGAAUCUUUGGCGAGACGCUCGACAUUGCCGUGGGAAACUGCCUCGACCGCUUUGCUCGUGUCAUUGGUCUGAGCAACGACCCGAGCCCCGGCCAGAACAUCGAAAAAGAGGCCAAGGGCGGGAGGAAGCUGCUGGCGCUGCCGUAUGCGACAAAGGGCAUGGAUGUCAGUCUGGGUGGUAUCUUGGCGGCCACCGAAGCCUAUACGCGCGACAAGCGCUAUCGAGGGAAUAGGAACGAGCAAAAGAAGCCUGGUGGCGAGGCCAACAACAGGGAUGCCUUUGAGGACAUGAAGGCGUCGCUCGCCAACGGCCUCGGCUUCAGCUCAGACGGGAGGCACCAGGGCCAAGAGGCUGCUGGCAUUGAGACAAAAGUGCUAAGUCAAGACGGUCAGGGGGAAGAGGGAGACGAUGGCAUUACGGCAGCGGACCUCUGUUUCUCUCUGCAAGAGCAUGUCUUUGCCAUGCUCGUUGAGAUUACGGAGCGAGCAAUGGCCCACGUCGGCAGCCCAGAGGUGCUCAUUGUCGGUGGCGUGGGCAGCAACAAGCGCCUGCAGGCCAUGAUGGGCACCAUGGCUAUUGAGCGAGGCGGCAGAGUCUUUGCCACUGAUGAGCGUUUCUGCAUCGACAAUGGCAUCAUGAUUGCCCAUGCUGGACUCCUGGCUCAUCGCAUGGGCCUCGACACACCGCUGGAAAAGACGACGACGACGCAAAGAUUCCGGACCGAUGCGCCGCUAGUCACGUGGAGGGAUUGACUUCCGUGUAUGUAGAACCAAAUGUAUAUUACUAGCCCCCAUCAUUGCCUUGACUUGAAAUGCAGCAAAAGAUGGCGUUGAG